CGGCGAUGGAGGUGAAGCGGCUGAAAGUGACCGAGCUGCGGUCGGAGCUGCAGCGGCGGGGUCUGGACUCGCGCGGCCUUAAGGUGGAUCUGGCGCAGCGACUGCAGGAGGCGCUGGACGCCGAGAUGCUCGAGGACGAGGCCGGUGGUGUCGGGGCCGGGCCCGGCGGGGCCUGCAAGGCGGAGCCUCGGCCUGUGUCCGCGUCGGGCGGCGAUCCGGGCGGGGACGAGGAGGACGAAGACGACGAGGAGGAUGAGGAGGCGCUGCUUGAGGACGAAGACGAAGAGCCACCGCCUGCCAAGUCCCCGGACCAGGCCGCGCAGCCGCCGCCGGAGCCCCCGGAGGCAGCGACAGCGGAGGCCGCGGCCGAGCCCGAUGCUUCUUCCGAGGAGCCGGCGGAAGCCACGGCCGAGUCAGGUGGGGUCAAUGGUGGCGAAGAGCAGGGCCCCGGCAAGGGGGAGAGCGACGAGGCCGAGGAGCGGAGCGGGGACGAGACUCCGGGAUCCGAAGCGCCGGGUGACAAGGCCGCCGAGGAGCAGGGAGAUGACCAAGAUAGUGAAAAGUCAAAACCAGCAGGCUCAGAUGGUGAGCGGCGGGGGGUAAAGAGACAGCGGGAUGAGAAGGAUGAACAUGGCCGAGCUUACUAUGAAUUCCGAGAGGAGGCUUACCACAGCCGCUCAAAAUCCCCGCCACCCCCUGAAGAAGAGGCAAAAGAGGAGGAGGAAGAUCAGACCCUUGUGAACCUGGACACGUAUACCUCGGAUCUCCAUUUUCAAGUGAGCAAAGACCGCUAUGGAGGGCAGCCUCUGUUCUCAGAGAAAUUCCCCACCCUCUGGUCUGGGGCAAGAAGUACCUAUGGCGUGAAGAAAGGGAAAGUCUGCUUUGAAGCCAAGGUAACCCAGAAUCUCCCAAUGAAAGAAGGCUGCACAGAAGUUUCUCUCCUUCGAGUUGGGUGGUCUGUCGAUUUUUCCCGCCCGCAGCUUGGUGAGGAUGAAUUCUCUUACGGCUUUGAUGGACGAGGACUUAAAGCAGAGAACGGACAGUUUGAAGAGUUUGGCCAGACUUUUGGGGAGAAUGAUGUCAUUGGCUGCUUUGCUAAUUUUGAGACAGAAGAAGUAGAGCUCUCCUUUUCCAAGAAUGGAGAAGACCUAGGUGUGGCAUUCCGGAUCAACAAGGAAUCCCUGGCUGACCGGGCCCUCUUACCCCAUGUCCUCUGCAAAAAUUGUGUUGUAGAGUUAAACUUUGGUCAGAAGGAGGAGCCCUUCUUCCCAGCACCAGAAGAGUUUGUGUUCAUCCAUGCUGUGCCUGUCGAGGAGCGGGUGCGCACUGCAGUCCCUCCCAAGACCAUAGAGGAGUGUGAGGUGAUUCUGAUGGUAGGACUCCCUGGAUCUGGAAAGACCCAGUGGGCACUGAAAUACGCAAAAGAAAACCCCGAGAAAAGAUACAAUGUUCUGGGAGCUGAGACUGUGCUCAACCAGAUGCGGAUGAAGGGACCUGAAGAACCACAGAUGGACCCAAAAAGUCGGGAUCUUUUAGUUCAGCAAGCCUCCCAGUGCCUUAGUAAGCUGGUCCAGAUUGCUUCCCGGACAAAGAGGAACUUCAUUCUCGAUCAGUGUAAUGUGUACAACUCUGGCCAGCGGCGGAAGCUGUUGCUGUUCAAGUCCUUCUCUCGGAAAGUGGUGGUGGUUGUCUCAAACGAGGAGGAUUGGAAGAAGCGGCUGGAGCUGAGGAAGGAAGUGGAGGGAGAUGAUGUGCCCGAGUCAAUCAUGCUGGAGAUGAAAGCCAACUUCUCUCUGCCUGAAAAAUGUGACUAUGUGGACGAGGUAACAUACGGAGAGCUGGAGAAAGAGGAGGCUCAGCCCAUUGUCACUAAGUACAAGGAAGAGGCACGGAAGCUGCUGCCCCCCUCAGAGAAGCGGACAAACCGCCGAAAUAAUCGAAACAAGCGUAACCGGCAGAACCGAAGCCGAGGCCAAGGCUAUGUGGGCGGGCAGCGCCGAGGCUACGACAACCGGGCCUACGGGCAGCAGUACUGGGGGCAGUCUGGAAACAGAGGGGGUUACCGUAACUUCUAUGACCGAUACCGGGGGGACUAUGAUCGAUACUACGGGCGAGAUUACGAGUACAACAGAUACAGAGACUAUUACCGACAGUACAAUCGGGAUUGGCAGAAUUACUACUACCACCACCCGCAGGACAGAGACCGGUACUACAGGAAUUACUACGGUGGUUACCAAGGCUAUCGGUGAAGCCUCGGCCAUUGUCGCCUGUCAGCCAUGAAGCUGAACCUCUGGGGGUGCCAGGCACUCCCCAAAACACAACCAAGGAAAACAGGGGCUGUCGGGGUGGGGCUGAGCUGCCGGGGAGGGG
Molecule: messenger RNA, 2370 nt
Organism: Elephantulus edwardii (Cape elephant shrew)
Lineage: Eukaryota; Metazoa; Chordata; Mammalia; Macroscelidea; Macroscelididae
Gene: HNRNPUL2
Product: heterogeneous nuclear ribonucleoprotein U-like 2
Exons: 14
Coding region: 6-2249 (747 amino acids)
Cellular component (GO): membrane
Molecular function (GO): protein binding
Source: RefSeq, a predicted model, not a curated record